Molecule: messenger RNA, 315 nt
Organism: Cooperia oncophora
Lineage: Eukaryota; Metazoa; Nematoda; Chromadorea; Rhabditida; Trichostrongylidae
Source: the annotation of a GenBank genome assembly
AUGGAUUUAGUCGACUUUCCUAUGGACACGCAAUCGUGCCGACUCAAUUAUCAAAGUUUCUCCUACAACAACGAAGAGGUGCAAAUGCGCUGGAAUAAACGUAGGCAUCCAGUGUUCGUGUUGAAACCGAUAAAUAUCAGCGAUUUCUGGCUCAAAAACAUUAACUCCGGCAGAAGUUAUUACCAGUUUAUUAAACAGAGCUAUCCAGCCGGAAUGUGGGACGAGCUGGUCGUGACAUUCGUGUUCGAGCGCCGUUAUAUGUGGUACCUUCUGCAAGCCUAUCUGCCGACAUAUUUCACAAUUUUCAUCAGGUAA